AUGUCUCCGUGGGCAAACGCAACGUAUGUCAGUCUCAGGAGUCAGGUUCAAGUCACCAAAGGUGCCGAGGGAUGUAGUCACGGGCAAGGGUGGCGAGCGGUCGAAAGGAAGAUAAAAGGUUCUCUUGUGGCAGCAGUCUAUGCUCUCAAGUUGACGUGCUACACAAAGCUCGAGCCCUGGGUAGGAGCGUUGCCAUUUUCCCUCUGUCAGCACCCACUCGUUCUCUUCAACCGCAUCUCGAUCUGCCAAAUUCGACCCGUCACUUCGAUCCAGCACUCUACCAAGUAUCCGAGAUUGGAGACAGGAAUAGACAAAAUCCUUCGACAGUACGCCAACACCUCUUUCUCCAUCUACGAGCUCGCCGACGAGCCCCAAUCACGCAUCACGCAUCACGCAUCACGCAUCACGCAUCACGCAUCACUAUACCAACGCUGUGAGACUCUAUACCCUGCCAAAUACGACAUCAUCUGCUCAGGUUGCCAAGCGACCAUGUCGAGUCAAACAAUUUCGAUCCCAAGGAGCACUGCCAUGCGCGCACACUGUGGAAGCUGGCUAUUUACGCUGCCAUCCGAGCUUCGUAAUAAGGUUUACGAGCUGAUCAUCCCCGUUGGCAAGGUCAUCACUUUACAUCGAGAAGAAGAAUCCCAGCGGAUGUCAUGCAGAAUCACAGGUGACUGCGGGCCGGCAACAACGGCACUGACACAACUGCCAGCAUCUGAUGGAGCUCAUCCCAAGCUGCAUGACUGCCUGGCUCUCCUGUUGACAUGCCAACAGACGUACCACGAGGGAGCAGGUACUCUGUAUGGUGCGAAUAUUCUGCGCUUCAGUCAAAACACAAGGAACCCUACCAGCGUGUGCAAGUUGCUGAGCAUAACGGUGAACUUCUGUAGCUCUAUAGGCUUUGCCAUCCACUUUCUCCAGAGGAUCGAGAUCGAUUUGUCCUGUAUCAGCGUCCCUGCGUGCAUUUGUAAAAUGCACAGGCGUGGCGUUGCUCGCUGCACACAUAAAUGCAUUGACCUGGCCCCGCUCCAGAAGUUGCUCUGGCAGGAGGCUGUCGAGAACUGCGAGAUUAGCUUCGUGAAAAGCAAAUUUCAAGGUCUGGUAUUGCUCCAGGGUCAAGGCCGGUACGACUACAACGUGGAUGUCCUCAACAAUCUGGUAUCGUGUUUGCGAAGAGAUACCGCAGGUCUACGCCGGUACGCCCAACAGCUUCAGACGCUAGAAAUCUGUCCGAGUUCGAUGCUGAGCACCAAUCACUGCUUGAUGAAGGUGGUUCCGAGUACGCAACCUUACAGAGGUCUAGCACAGUUGCGAUAUAGACAUGGGUCAAGACACCUUGAUAUUCCCAUCUUACUCCUAGACAGCGACGGAAACCAUCUUCAUCAAAUGGCCCCAUACAAGGCAAACUUUAUGGGUUUGCCAAAUACGCUACGAUCCAAAAUCUUCCGGGAGAUCUUGUGUCCUGAUGCCAAUGUCAUCUUCGAUCUGGAAACCGGACGACGACCCGCAAUCAAUCGCACAUUGCUAGAUAUGUGGUGGCCGGGAAAUGCAGUCGAUGACCUAAGUUUGCUCUUCUGGCGAGAGAACGUGAUCACAUUUCGCAUGACAUCGACUUCUCGCGAUCUGCCAUCUUCCCGAUUCCAACCAAUGAAAGAGGUCCUGUGCGUGAAGAGGACGUUCGAUGGAUGGCUCUAUCCAUGGUUUCCGAGGGCGAAUUUCAAGGCUUGCAGCAACUUAAAGCUAGAGCUUGCUUUCAAGCUUGAAGAUGGCGUAACUCUGGCGGAUGUCGAAGUUGGCGUAAAAGGUCUACUGCGAUUAGCAUCAGGAUACCAAGGUCGCGAGUUUCGCAUCACGUGCUCUUUAUACCAUGAAUCUGCGCCUGACACCGUCAUUGAGGUGUCCACGUUCUCCCUGCAAGACGUACAAGCGAAUGUUCUUGAGCUGUUGUCUGCUAUUGAUGAUGAGGAUGAAGAAAACGCCAACUUCGAAAUCUACAUCAAUGGCCAUGGUGAAUCGAAGAGGCUGGAGAUGUCUAUGAGCUCGGGCAAGCGCAUACUACCCAGGAGCCUGUUAUCGCCCAGCAAGGGUUUCGAAACAAUCGUCGCACAACACGGGUCUGUAAGUGACCUGAAUGACGAUAUCACCAACGAUUCUGAGGCAAGGUACCACGCGACCUUGUGGUCUUGGCUUGCCUUUGUGAGAGAAGUCGUUACAAUAAAACCUACUUAUCAUCAAGACGAUCUGUUCGAAGAGCAACAGAGAAUUCUGCUGUGCCACACCAAGUACUUCGGUAUUGAGGUAACUAAGGACCAUGAGCGCCGGAAAGUGGACGUGUUUUACCAGAUCAGGCACAACGAGGCACCAUUUCAGGAGACAGCCUCAGGGCAGCUUGAGCAGCGCAUUGUCUAA
Plenodomus lingam JN3 is the source of this 2409-nucleotide messenger RNA. RefSeq lists its product as uncharacterized. NCBI's taxonomy places the organism in Eukaryota, Fungi, Ascomycota, Dothideomycetes, Pleosporales, Leptosphaeriaceae. The record is from RefSeq and is a predicted model, not a curated record.